Gopherus flavomarginatus (Mexican gopher tortoise) is the source of this 9419-nucleotide messenger RNA. RefSeq names its product 1-phosphatidylinositol 4,5-bisphosphate phosphodiesterase gamma-1-like. Gene Ontology annotation, molecular function: protein binding; phosphatidylinositol-4,5-bisphosphate phospholipase C activity; calcium ion binding. The transcript has 32 exons. Gene Ontology annotation, biological process: phosphatidylinositol-mediated signaling; phospholipid catabolic process; positive regulation of epithelial cell migration. The record is from RefSeq and is a predicted model, not a curated record. Lineage: Eukaryota; Metazoa; Chordata; Testudines; Testudinidae. The coding region runs from base 1266 to 5153 and encodes 1295 amino acids.
UUCAAAAGCACUCAUCUCCAAAAGCAAAAGUCAGCCUCUCCAGAUGUACGAAGCAUGUGAACAGCAGCAUGUCCCAUGCUGCUUCCCAGCCUAUUCUUCCUUCCCUAUCCCUCCAGAGGGAAGCAAGUGCUUUCUGCCUCUAGAUGUCACUCUCCUCCAUCUUUUCUUUCUCUCCUUCUAUUUUUCUUUCUCCAAGAUCCUGCAAUUUUUUUUUUUUUAAAUUCCUUUCUGAUCUCUUUCCGGCCAUGUGUGAUUGCAGUUUCCUCUGGGCGUCCAUUUCAGCAGCCUGAAAUUAAUCAGCAGCGAGAGGGAGAGAGAGAAAAGGGGGGAGAACCUCCCCUUGUCAUCUUGAACCCCAAGCAGAAGCAGAGCAGCAGCCCCCAGGAAUUCACACCAAUACUCCCUUGCCAGCAUCUGCAGGCGGGCUCCCUGACUGUGAUCUGCUGGAGCAGGGGGAACCCCGCAUCCUCCAGAUUCCCUGCCAGAAAUCUGCUGGACCAACUCCUCUUUAUUCCUCCCCAGGAUCUGCAGGAAAAGCCAUCGGGAGAUCGCUUAUCCCUCCUCCACUCCACCCUCCCCAUCCCCAGUUUGGAGGAGGUUGCUCUUUGCUUGCUGAGGGGGAAUUCUCUGAAUCUGGCUGGAUAGUUUUUUUACUUUGCACCCUCUGGGCUUCUUUCCUCCAUCUCUUCCCCUACUGACAGUAAAACCCAGCCUCGCAGAGCUCUACAGGGGGCUGUCCCUCCAUGCCACCCUGCAGCACCAACAGCUCCAGCUUCCACGCAUGGAUUGUAUGGAUUUUGUGUGUGUAAAGGGGCUGCUGUAAUUUCAGGCUCCUGGACCUGCCCUGGUUGGAUUAUUUUUUAUAGCUCUGAUUUGAAAAGCAGCCACCAAGCUUUCCUGCCUGCCUGAUCUUUCACUGCUGCAGCUGCAGCUGCAGCUGUAUUAUAGCAGGGAAGCCUCAUUCCUGGGUUGCAGAGAGAGAAGGUUGCAGGAUCCUUCAAUCCCACCCCCUUCCUCUUUCCACAGCUCCGAGGAGAGUCCUGGCUCUUUGCAGCAUAUGUGGUGCAUCAGAGUGGAAGCCAGCACCAGUAGCCACUGCAGCAAAGGGAGCACUUGUCUCGGGUGAUUUGAGGGAAAGGAAUUGAAAAUAAGAGGAUAGAUUUUGUUUCUGAGGGGCUUGGCUUCAUUUCCCAAAGGCUCGUUCCUUUCAUGAAUGACACAGAUCCUGCUCUGUGAUUCCUUCAGGCGAUGGCCAUGCAGUAAAGAUGUCAGUGUCCAGGCUGAACAGUGUCAAUGGGUUUUUGGAGGACUCCAGGAUGGAGGUUGGGGACAUGGGGAGGAUCCUCAGGAGUUUGGAAAUUGGGACCGUGCUGACCUUGUUCUACCAAAAAAAGUCCCAGAGGCCAGAGAGGAGGACGUUUCAGGUGAAGCUGGAGACCAGGCAGAUCAUUUGGAGCCGGACGCCUGAGAAAGUGGAAGGAGACAUUGACAUUCGGGAGAUAAAAGAGAUUCGCCCAGGGAAGAAUUCCCGGGAUUUUGAACGAUAUCCAGAAGAUGCUCGAAAACUGGACUCCACCAUGUGUUUCAUCAUCCUGUAUGGACAGGAUUUCAGGCUCCGGACACUCAGUGUUGCUGCCUUCUGUGAGGAAGACGUCAACAUGUGGAUGACGGGCCUGAACUGGCUGGUGAUGGACACUCAGAAAGCCCAGACGCCGCUGCAGGUUGAAAGGUGGCUGCGGAAGCAGUUUGACUUGAUGGACAGGACGAGAGAAGGCAGUAUCACGGUGAAGGAUCUGAAGGCCAUGCUGCCCCAGGUGAACUACCGGGUGCCCAAUAUGAGGUUCCUGCGGGACAAGCUAGUGGAAGUGGAAGCCAGGAGCGACAUGGCCUUCACCCACUUCACUCAGUUCUACAAAAACCUAAUGUUCGAUGCUCAGAAAUCGGUCAUCGAGCAGCUGGAGCUCUCCUUCCCCUUGCGGAACGUUGACCGGGCAGAGCUGUGCCAGAUUACACUGUAUGACUUCCAGAAAUUCCUGCAGCACGACCAGAAGGAGCCCUGGGCCAGUGACAUCGGCAAGGUGCGGGAGUACAUGUGUGGCUACCUCAGGGACCCCUUCAGUGACAUGGCAGAACCCUUCUUCCAGCUGGAUGAGUUUCUGACGUACCUGUUCUCCAGGGAAAACAUGGUCAUGGACGCCAAGUACGAGCGGGUGGUCCCAGAGGAGAUGAACUACCCGCUGUCCCACUACUGGAUCUCCUCCUCCCACAAUACGUAUCUGACUGGGGACCAGUUCUCCAGUGAGUCCUCGCUGGAAGCUUACGCUCGCUGCCUCCGGAUGGGCUGCCGCUGCAUAGAGCUGGACUGUUGGGAUGGUCCAGACGACCUGCCAAUCAUCUACCACGGACACACACUCACCUCCAAAAUCAAAUUCCUGGAUGUCCUGCACACCAUCAAGGAACACGCCUUCGUGACCUCUGAGUUCCCCAUCAUCCUCUCCAUCGAGGACCACUGCAGCAUCGUCCAGCAGAGGAACAUGGCCUCUCACUUCAAGAAGGUCUUUGGGGACAUGCUGCUCACCAAGCCAGUGGACAUCAACGCCGAUGAGUUGCCUUCCCCCACCCAGCUCAAGAAGAAAAUCCUCAUCAAGCACAAGAAGCUGGUGGAAGGGAACCUUUACGAAGAAGUCUCCACGGCCAGUUACUCGGAGAAUGACAUCAGCAACUCCAUCAAGAACGGCAUCCUGUACCUUGAGGACCCCAUUGACCAUACCUGGAGCCCACAUUACUUUGUGCUGACAAGCAACAAGAUCUAUUACUCCGAGGAGACGUCCCGCUACCAGUCCAACGAGGAUGAGGAAGAGGUGGAACAAAAAGAGGAGUUUAACAACAACGAGCUGCACUUCAGCGAGAAGUGGUUUCACGGGAAGCUGGGCGGGGGGCGUGACGGGCGCCAGAUCGCUGAGAAGCUGCUGCACGAGUACUGCACUGAGACGGGUGGGAAGGACGGCACCUUCCUGGUGCGGGAGAGCGAGACCUUUGUGGGAGAUUACACCCUCUCCUUCUGGCGGUCCAGCCGAGUCCAGCACUGCCGUAUCCACUCCCGGCAGGAAGCCGGCACCACCAAGUUCUACUUGACGGACAACCUGGUGUUCGACAGCCUCUACAGCCUGAUCUGCCACUACCGCGAGGUGCCACUGCGGUGCAACGAGUUUGAGAUGAGGCUCACAGACCCUGUGCCGCAGCCCAAUGCCCACGAGAGCAAAGAGUGGUACCAUGCCAACCUGUCCCGCCUGCAGGCCGAGCACAUGCUGAUGAGGGUGCCCCGGGAUGGAGCCUUCCUGCUGCGCAAACGCAAUGAGCCCAACUCCUAUGCUAUCUCCUUCAGAGCGGAGGGCAAGAUCAAGCAUUGCCGCAUCCAGCAGGAGGGCCGGCUCUUCAUGCUGGGCAGCUCCGCUGAGUUCGAGAGCCUGGUGGAUCUGGUGAGCUACUACGAGAAGCACCCGCUCUACCGCAAGAUGAAACUCCGCUACCCCAUCAACGAGGAGACACUGGAGAAGAUGGGCACUGCUGAGCUGGACUAUGGAGCCCUGUAUGAAGUGCGAACCCCUCACUUCUACGUGGAGGCCAACAAGAUGCCAAUGGCCAGGUGUACGGUGAAGGCCCUCUACGAUUACAAAGCCCAGCGGGAAGACGAGCUCUCGUUCUGCAAACAGGCCAUCAUCCACAACGUGGACAAGCAGGAUGGAGGCUGGUGGCGGGGAGACUACGGGGGCAAGAAGCAGCUGUGGUUCCCAGCCAACUACGUGGAGGAGAUCAUGAACAUGCUGGGACAGGAGCAGGACGAGGCUUCAGCAGAAAACAGCCCCCUGGGGAACUUCCUGAAAGGGUUCAUUGACGUACCGUCCUGCCAUGUAGUUAUCUCCAAAGACGGGAGGAGCUCCAAACCAUUUGUCUUCACCAUCCAUUCCCAGCAGAUGUCCCACCCGUCCCAAUCACUGGACGUGGCUGCAGACACACAAGAGGAACUCAGCGACUGGGUGGCCAAGAUCCGGGAGGCCACACAGAACGCAGAUGCCAGGAUGCAAGAGGGGAAGAUCAUGGAGCGGAGGAAGAAGAUCGCCCUGGAGCUCUCCGAGCUGGUCGUUUACUGCCGCCCGGUGCCAUUUGACGAAGAGAAGAUCGGCACAGACAAGGCUUGCUAUCGGGACAUGUCCUCCUUCCCCGAGACCAAGGCCGAGAAGUACGCCAACCGCAGCAAGGGCAAGAAGUUCCUGCAGUACAACCGGCGCCAGCUCAGCCGCGUCUACCCCAAGGGCCAGCGCCUGGACUCCUCCAACUAUGACCCGCUGCCCAUGUGGAUCUGCGGCAGCCAGCUGGUGGCCCUUAACUUCCAGACCCCCGAUAAACCAAUGCAGUUGAACCAGGCCCUGUUCAUGCUGGGAGGCCGCAGCGGUUAUGUCCUGCAGCCAGACAUCAUGAGGGACGACAUGUUUGACCCCUUUGACAAGAGCAGCCUGAAGAUUGUGGAACCCAUCACCGUGCAGCUCCAGAUCCUAGGUGCCCGGCAUCUCCCCAAGAAUGGCAGGAGCAUCGUGUGCCCCUUCGUGGAGGUGGAGGUCUGCGGCUCGGAGUUUGACAGCAGCAAGAACAAAACGGAGGUCGUAGCUGAUAACGGCCUGAACCCGGUGUGGCUUUUCAAGCAGUUCGUCUUCGACAUCAACAACCCUGAGUUUGCCUUCCUGCGCUUCGUGGUGUACGAGGAGGACAUGUUCAGCGACCCCAACUUCCUGGCCCAGGCCACCUUCCCUGUCAAGGGCCUCAAAACAGGCUACCGGUCAGUGCCCCUGAAGAACAGCUACGCUGAGGAUCUGGAGCUCUCCUCCCUGCUCAUCCACAUCGAAAUCAUCAACGCCAAGGAAGAAGACGAGGAGAACCUGUACUCCUCCAUCCAGCAGCUGCGUGACCGAGCCAGCGAACUCUCCAACCGGGUCUCGAGCUUCGAACACAGCAACAACUGUGACUUGCGCCACCAGCAGUGGCUGGACGAGCUGCGGGCAGCCAAGGAGCGGCUGAUGGAGCUGACCGAAGUUCGCAACAGGAAGCUGAUGGAGAAAAAGAAGAGAGAUCGACAGUUGGCCAACAAGCACAACUGAGCCAGCCGCGGGGCUCUCCCAGCUGGGGCCCUCUGCUGGGGAGCCUGGAAAUUCUUGCCCGCAGGAAAUCUGGCUGCUGCUACCAGCCAUCCCCUCAACAGUCCACCUUUCCAGCUGGCUCGCUGCUCUCACCCUGCAUCCAUCAGCUGCCCUGGGGGGGAGAGACAUUGGCUGCUAGAACUGCAGCACUUGCAGGACCUGGAGAGAACUGGAGGUGGUUCUGAAGAUGGGAGGGCAGAGCUGUGUUAGCACCUUUCCUGUUGUAACAACCAAGCCUCUCAAUGAGAUGGAAAAGGGGUCACGUGUCAGGGCGCGCAAUGUUCUCGAGAAGAUUCGAGCAGCCACCCAGGGCAGGGGUUCCCAUCAGCCGCCUUAUCCCAAGUCAGUCUGAUCUGCUUCAACACCUGUUUAAAAAAAAUUUUUCACCACCAUGAGACUUCCAAAAGUGGGGACAGGAGGGAAGAGGGACAUCUCAGGAGCUGUAGGUUCAAAUCCUUUCGUAACUCACCAGUCUGUCUGUGUUCACGGUGGCAUCCCUAGAUGACAUUUCUCUGCAGUACAAAACCACCGCACGCACAGGGGCCCUGGGAGUGCCAAGGGUAGCAGGAGUGACUGGCCUGGGGGCUGCAGGUUAUAAUGGACGGGCACCGGCAGAGCAGUGUGUGGAGCAGGAGGGUGUGUGCUCUGCCUGGCUGUUGCCCCUCACAAGGGUUAGAGGAAACUCUGCCCCCUGUUUAUUUAUUUAUUGAGAGGCUGGCACUUGAUCCCUUGCUCCUCAGCCCUUUAGAGUUGGGGUGACACUUGCUGGUGUGUUGCAGCUCUCCCUGAGCCUGCAGGGCCUGGGGAGCUGCUGUGACCCCCAGGCUCCUGCUCUGCAACGAGAUAAACGGUCUGAAUUGCCCUGCAGACAUUCCCAAGGGGCAGCCAAAGGCUACUACCAGUCAACCUGACAUGCUGGGGGGCAGAGGCCUCAGUGCAUCCCUGGGAGCCUCAGGCUGAAUGGCCGAGGGCGGGAGCCACACAGCUGUGGGGGGCUUCCUAGCCCUGCUCCAGUAAGACAGGUACAUCCCCAUUCCCCCUUGCUGGAGUUCCCUCCUCCUGGAGCAGAUCAGAGCCUGGGGAGCUGCCCGGCCCCAGGCUGGUGAGUGGAGCUUCUGGCUCUGCCUUGCCUUGUGUGGCUGAGGUCGGGGGGUUCUUGUCAUUGCCACUGAAAGGGCUUUUCACCUCUGCGUUACCCGCUGCCCAUCACCUCGUUAGCUUGUUGAGCAGAAGGAUGCAGGGAACCGGGAUGAGGAAUCAUUGGACUGAGAACCAGCUACACUCUGCGCGUAGCUAGAGCUUUCCAUCGUCCCAGUGCUGGACAGCUCCACAACCCCUGGCAGGGAGGUGAGUCAGGACUGUUCACCCCACCGGACCAACCAAGAAACCGAGGCACAGAGAAGGGAAGGGGGUAUGCAACAAGCCAGUGGCUUUGGACCCAGGCGUCCAACCAAUCGUGCUGCCUCCCUCACAUUUGAGUUGGCCUAAGAAAGGACUAUCAGUGGGCGCGAUCACACAAUGACUAGGAUUAGGCACCGCAGACAGUAGCCCGGCUCACUCAGACCCACUUCUGAGCCCUUACCCAGGGCAGGAACACAGGCUGCCCCGCCCUUCGGGUGUCAUAUACUAACAGCUGGGAUCUCCAGCAGUUGCCAGUAUGGAUGAGACACUCAUUGAGCCAGUGCUGAGGUUUCCAGGCCAUUUAGCUGCACAGGGAAGAUGUAGACCCAGGAACUGUGCUGGGAUCUCGAGAAAUAGAUGCAAUUUCUUUUUUCUAUGUGUGUCUAAACUGCGGGGAGGGUUCUGUGACCAGCCAUGUGGAAAUGAGGCACUGUCCCCUGAGAGACCUCCCAGAACGAGGGAAGGGGGUCAGGCUUGGGCAGAGCUCCGCCUGCACUCUGCAGGGACGGGGGACAGUCACCUUUCAGUGCGGAUGUAAAACCAAGGCCCUGACCACCCGCAGUCAGUGAGUGCCCUGGGCUUGUUCCUUUGUUGUUAUUACAAAUCCCAUCUGUGGUGCUGUAAACAGAGGGCAGAAGAGGAGGGUUGACCUGACACCAGCCCCCUUCCUCACAGGGCUGACAGUCUAACCUCAGGUGCAGGGCCGGCUCCAGGCACCAGCCGAGCAAGCUCGUGCUGGGGGCAGCAGAUUCUAAGGGGCAGCGUCCGCCCAAUCCUAGGGUGGCACCGCCGCCCUUUUUUUCCCUUGGUUCACCACUCCGGCCGCCCUGUAGGGGGCGGUGGCGCGGAGGAGGGGAGCACCCUCCUGGGAGCAGGCUGCACGCUCCAUCUGCCCCAGCCAGUGUCAGGUCUGCAGCAAGCCCAGCAGCCCACGUCUUUCCCUCCCCGAUGACCUUCAAUUCACCUACAGGCGAGAGCGCUGUGGAGCCCUCCUGGCAGGCGGUGCGGCAGGAGGGGCCGAUGAUGAGCGCCCCGGCAGAAGGAAGCCCUGGCUGCCCUCCUUCUCUCCCUCUCCCCCGCUCCCUUCCCCCACCCCAUCCCCGCUAGCUGGGGCACGCAGUCCACUGCCCAGGGCACGUCUGCAGCACAGGGAGUCCCACUAGCCAGCGCGGCCAGGGGAGGCAGCCGUGAGCCGGCAAAUAAGUGGCACCGAAAGUUUGCACCCUGGCUCCGGCCGCCCUCCACAGUUUUUAUUUUAUUUUUUUGCUUCGCCGCUCCGACCGCCCUGCACAGUUUUGGUGCGGUUUUUUUUGCUUGGGGCAGCAAAAAAGCCAGAGUGGGCCCUGCUCAGUUGACAGACCAUAAACAGGACCCUGUCACUGGAGCUUGCAGGCCACAUUUGGGGAAGGUGGAGGCAAAGGGAGCUCUGCCUAUGAUCAUGAGGAGGUUGUUCCAGGCAUGUGGUGCAGGAUGGAAGAAAGUAGGAGACGGGGGUGGACAAGGGUAGGAGGAGGGUAGGCACGAAACUCCAGCUCAGGUAAUGACGUUCUGCCAAUCUAGCUUGCCCAGCGCAGUUACAGUCAGAGAGUUUAUCCUCGCCCUUCUUUAAACACUGUUGUGUGGUGUUAAACAGCUGCCACAUCCCACCCCAGAGCUGGCUGCAUUUCAGGGAUCAGUCUAGAGAGCACUCGGGGGUCCUUCAGGAUGAAAUGUGCUAUAUUAUUAUUUUUAUUGUUAUUUUAUUUGUAUGACAAUAGCUGAUAUCAGGGCUGCAUUGUGCUAGGUGCUGCAAAAACACAUAGUUACAGGCAGUCCCUACCCCGAAGAACUUACUAAAGAGACACGGCAGGCAAAAGGUGGGAGGGGACACUGAGGCACAAAGCGGUGAAGUGACUUGCCCAAGAUCACCCAGCAGGUCAGUGGCAGAGCUGACCAUAGACAUCAGUCUCCUGAGUCCCUCCCGCUGGCAGUGCAAUCCACCCUGCCAUACGGCUACAGAAAGGAGCUGGGAAGAAACCAAAUGCCCAGCUGAGAUUCCCCUGCCCUCCCAGCUGCUGCAGAUCCCUGCUAUUUCAUCACCCCUGCAUAAAUCCCUUCUUUUUAAAAACAGUACCUCUGAUCUGAGAGCAGGGAAGGGGCCAGUGAAACUCCUUCCAAGGAAUCCCAGACAGAACUUCCCAGCCUUCCAGAGCCCCAGUAGGAUAAAUAAAAGGAGGAGUGCAGGAAACCACUUUGGAUUCAUGCCUGUGGUGAGAGGGGUUGUCCAACCUCUCAGCUCCAAAAGUCAGCAUCUCUGGUCCAAGAAGGAUCCCGUGUCCACUCAGCUCUGGGAUUGUUGUGAAUGUAACAUAAUAAGGGGAGGAUGCCAGGAAAAUGCCUGAGGUGCCUCAGUGGGCCAGAUGCAGCGUGGGUGUAAGCACUGAAGCCAGCGGAGUUGUGCCCACCUACACCUUGGCUGAAUCUGACUCAAUGUUUGUUUUGGACCCAUGUGGAUGAGAAGGGAGGAACCGGAUGCUGGUUCCCCUCCCGUUAAAUAGGAGGUGCACAGUUGUACCUCAGCCCCUGGAAAGUGCUAGGAGAUGCUGGCACUGGGGCAGGUACAGACGUUUCCAAGAAUGGCUAAUAAAAGAAGCACAAGGGAGCCAGCAGCUGGAAGACUGGUCUUUGCAGCAGCUUCAGGCAGAUAUUGGGUCAGGAUGUUAUUGUAGGUCUCAUGCAGGAGGAUAGAGUGUCCCUAUGGGGGAUCAGGCGUCUGGCUGGUGUCACUGCAGGGAGAUCCAUGAAUUCUUUGUAUGAAAAUAAAUCUAUUUAGCCAAUAUUUAUACA